Messenger RNA from Xenia sp. Carnegie-2017, 2517 nucleotides. Its product is annotated as SLAIN motif-containing protein 2-like. Bases 132 to 1865 code for a protein of 577 amino acids. The record is from RefSeq and is a predicted model, not a curated record. Lineage: Eukaryota; Metazoa; Cnidaria; Anthozoa; Malacalcyonacea; Xeniidae. The transcript is spliced from 14 exons.
GGAAGAAAAACAUCGCUUUAAUUUUAUAAUUUCUAGCGGAAAUCUCCUUGAAAGCUAAAUUCAAAACUUUCUUUUAUAUUUCAUACUCUGUAUUUUGCCAAAAUGAAUAUGAAGUGAGCAGAACGAUCAGUAUGGAAAAUAUGUUUGAGGUUCCGCCCAUGGAUUUAAAAACUUCAAGUUCAGCCGAACAAGAAGUUCGGAAACUUCAAGACAUGGUGAAGAGGUUGGAAGAACAAAAUGAAAUUCUUCGACAUGGCUCGUCCCAAAAUAGUGCAGGUUUUGUCCCAUCAUCGUCGAGAGAUUCUGUGGAGCUAGAAGAAGUGGAGCUUAUUAAUUUAAAUGAUUCGUCUGAUGAACUUGAAGAUAGCUGGUUGUACGAGUCACCUGUUAAAUCAGCCACACCAGCACAAAAGUCUGUUAAUUCAACAAAAUGGACUAAUACUUUGACUGUUGAUGGUUUGGAUAGUAUAAGAGGAAACCUUAUUGACAAACUUGAUGAUAUCGAAACUCAACAAGAAAUAUCAAAAGUGAGGGCAGCCCAGUCACGUGUCAAUAAAGUUUCUUCAUUCAGUGCUCAAAAGAAUACAAUGUUUUUUCAACCUUCAAGUCAAGCAAUAAGUUCAAAAAAAGGCAAAAGGUAUAAUGAUAGUCACCAAAAAAACCAUGAAAAUGAUGACAGUAUAAAUGAAAUGGAAGAUGUUUUGCAAGGUCCUAUUUUGAGAAGAUCAGCUACAAGAAAUGCUGAGCUUGAAGAGAAUACCACCCUUUCUCAGUCAUACGAAGUUGAUGAUAGCAUACAAGGUCCCAUAUUACGUAGAUCAGCUGUGAGAAGAGAAAAGAAUGAAAACUCCGGUUCUCUUUCUCUCACUACAAUGUUGCAAUCUGAAGAUUAUGAUAAAGAAUCAGGUCCAAUUCUUCGAAGAUCAGCCGUCAAUGAAAGUGAUCCAUCAAGAGUAUCUCAACCCGAAGUCGACGAUGAAUUGACUGGUCCCAUUUUGAGAAGAUCGGCUGUUGUUAAAAAAAAUCAUGAAGAGAAUUUAUCAAACGUUCAUGAUGACGAUGGUGACGAUGAUGAUGAGCAAGCUCCAAUACAGCGCCGAUCGGCAUUAUCUAAAGACACAAAGAUUCAGUCUCAAAUCAAUGAAUCACCAGAAUCUCCCAGACAAACCUCUUUACCAGGCUUGCGUCUUCAACCUCGAUCUCGCAGUAAAAUGUCAGAAAACGAAGCAAGUGAUAAUAAAGGUCUGGAUGUAAGCUCUCAAGGCAGCCAGGAAGAUCUUCAUUCAGAUGAUAUCCAAGGAAAAGUCCCUGUUGUAAAGCGUUCUGCACUUGCCUUACCAAAGCCAUCAUCUGAAGGUCUAUCAAAGCAACUGUGGUAUUCAGGACCCAUUUCUCAAAUGAACCAACGUAAAACAAAAAUCGAUGCAAAAGCAACAAGGCGAUCUCUUUCGCCGAGUCCGGACGGAAUAAACAAACUUCAACCAAGAACACAAUCUGGCAUCACCCCGCGGAGAUCUGCUGGAUCUAGAGGGAGUAUGGAGGAUUUAUUGGAUUCAGAGAACACAGCAACGCCUGUGCAACGACGAAGCUUGCCUCAUGUACCGUUCGAUUCGGCUGGUGUAAAAUCACGUACAUUGAAAGCUGACGAUGGUAUUAUGAACAGAACGCAAUUAAAACCAAAAAGUAAACUCCAAACUUUCCAACAACAACCGCAACAACAGCUGCAGCAACAAGGAAAUCCUGUUGUUGCCCGUCGUUCAAAACUAGCUACACCAUCGUCAGCUGCAUCAAAAGGUGUAGUUGCUAGAAGAAAGUCGCCGGCAACUAGUGAUCUCAAUAAUAGCUGGAAUGAGGGCUGCUAUUGAAGCUUUAUGAUUGAUUGAGCUUCAGUAAAAGAUCAUGGCGAGUGUGUUCUCCUGGACUAGAAUUGCUAGAUGUAAAGAGUUAUACGCAUGUCAUGUUGUUUUUUCUAUUUAGAUAUUUCUGUUGACAAUAAGUCAAUAACAUUUUCUCUUUUGUAAUAAACUUGCAUGGGUCGACUUUUCUUUCAUUUUGUCAACAGUUAUUGUACAUAUGACUUCCAACAGUGACUCUAUCAAUCGUCAAUACCCUGUGCACUUUGCUUUAGAUGUAUUGUCUUGUGCAGUACUGUGAUGAAGUAAUUUGAAGUGUUUGUGAUAAGAAAGUGAAGUAUUGUAAAGUAUAAGUGAUUUAAGAACAUGAAGUAUUGUGAAGUAUUUGUAAUAAGAGCAUUAAGUAUUGUGAAGUAUAAGUGAUAAGAACGUCGAGUAUUUCGAAGUUUGAGUGAUAACCAAUAAGAAGCUUUGCUUUCUGACAUUUUCCUGUAGCAUUUCUAAAUUCAACACUGAUUGUAAAUUAUAAAUUUCUACAGUCAACUCACCAUCAAUGUUGUAAUAAUGAGAAUAUUAAGUAAAAGAGUUGUAGACUAUUUAGUGAUCCGUAUGUAUCAAUGAGUUUUGUCAUUUUAAGUAGAUAAGAAGGACGUUGAUGUCGGCA